UUUCAAGUCACCCCCGGCUGAAACCCUGCCUGAUUUGUGGGCAAUGUUGGGGAUGUAGAAAAAAAAGGAAACCGGAGCAAAGAGAGCGCAAGGGAGAGAUAGGGAGACAACACUAACUGGGUAGCUAUGGAGAUAGUAGGUUUUCCUGGUAGCUUUCUUUGACAGGUGUCGAGUGGGAUAAAAUAAAGUAUCAGAACAUCCUCCAAGAUGUACGGCAAGGGUAAAGGAGCUGUGGUCCCCUCCGAUAGCCAAGCAAGAGAAAAGUUAGCGUUAUACGUGUACGAAUACCUGCUACAUGUGGGAGCACAGAAAUCCGCACAGACCUUCCUGUCUGAGAUUCGAUGGGAGAAGAAUAUUACAUUAGGGGAGCCUCCCGGAUUCCUCCAUUCGUGGUGGUGCGUAUUCUGGGAUUUGUAUUGUGCGGCUCCAGACCGGAGGGAGACGUGCGAGCACUCCAGUGAGGCAAAGGCCUUCCAUGACUACAGCGCAGCGGCAGCGCCCAGCCCCGUGAUGGGCAACAUGCCCCCAAACGACUCCAUGCCAGGUGGUCCCAUGCCCCCAGGCUUCUUCCAGGGACCACCCGGCUCUCAGCAGUCCCCCCACGCACAGCCCCCCCCACACAACCCCAGCAACCCCAUGAUGGGACCCCAUGGCCAGCCUUUCAUGUCACCACGGUAUCCAGGUGGACCGCGUCCCCCACUCCGAAUGCCAAAUCAGCCUCCGGGGGGAAUCCCUGGAUCUCAGCCUCUCCUGCCAAACAGUUUGGACCCGACAAGACCGCAAGGACAUCCUAACAUGGGUGGACCUAUGAGGAUGAAUCCUCCUCGAGGAAUGGCCAUGGGCCCACAGAAUUAUGGAGGUAUGAGGCCUCCUCCCAACUCUAUGGGCGGUCCCAUGCCAGGAAUGAACAUGGGUCCCGGAGGAAGAGGGCCUUGGCCAGGACCUAAUGCCAACUCUAUAGCCUACUCCUCCUCAUCUCCAGGAAACUAUGUGGGUCCUCCAGGAGGAGGAGGUCCACCUGGAACUCCCAUCAUGCCCAGCCCAGGUGAUUCGACCAACUCCAGUGAAAACAUCUAUACGAUGAUGAAUCCUAUCGGACCGGGAGGCAACAGACCCAAUUUCCCUAUGGGACCUGGGCCUGACGGGCCAAUGGGACCUAUGGGAGCCAUGGAGCCACACCACAUGAACGGAUCACUAGGGUCUGGGGAUAUGGACGGGUUGCCAAAGAGCUCCCCUAAUAACAUGGGGGGCAUGAACAACCCUCCUGGAACGCCGAGAGAUGACGGCGAAAUGGGCGGGAACUUCUUGAACCCAUUCCAAAGCGAAAGUUAUUCACCCAACAUGACGAUGAGUGUGUGAUUUUAUUUUUUUUCCUCUUUUUGUAUUUUUCUUAAUUUCCCCUCCUUUUUUGUACCCCUACACCUGAUUUUUUUUUUUUUUUCUUUUUUUUUCUUUCUUCAUUCAAUCCUUACUCACAUCGGAUUGGACACAUCUCCUCCUCACACACAUCCUUUGCUCCCCCCCACCCCAUUGGAUCCGCUAUCCCCCCCCCCCCCCCCUGCAAUUUACCUUCUCACUUGGGAACUCUAUGGCCACGCAGCCUUCUGGGACAGCCCUUGAGCAUGCUGGAACUCUAAUUAAGACGGGCCCUCCCGGAGCAUGCAAGAUGGCCGCCGGUCUGAAUAGGAAGCAGUCACAGAGCAACAGGAAGAGCCUCCUCUCUGACUCCGGCCCCCGCCUCCCUGGCUUUCUGUCAGGUUCUAGACAAUGAGCGAGGGAAGGAGGACAAACAGAGAGAAAGUGGAAGAGAGGAGACUGGAUAACACACCCUCCCAUGAGGACAGGUUUUUAAACCGCUGCCUGGAAGCUUCUCAACCGCAACUUUGGACAUUUUGUUUAGUUGCCUUUCCUCCCCGAUUCAGUUGAGGGUCAGAUGAAACUAUCCCCUUUCCCCCCCCACAUUGGGACUUUCUGUGUGUACAUUUUUUACAGAGGUGGUGUGAUGAUCAGUAAACUCUCCCCCCACCCCCUAUUUCUUUGUGUAUGUAUUGUAUCAUUGCUAUUUUUAUUAUUGUAAUAUUGUUAUUAAUGAUAUUGAUCAUUUUAAGAUUAGGUUCUAAUUUCUGUUGUUUCUAAGGGCACAUUAUUAUGAUGAAGACAGCACAUGUGCACACAAAUUAGACAUUAUGUGCUGUGUAGCAUGUGGCUAAAUGUUAGCACACUGCCCCUGCAGGUAAGACGUUAUCCAUCUAGGUACUGAUUGGCCCUCUUUUUUGUUUUUUUGUUUUUUGUUUUGAAUUUCAGCAGCCAUCUAAAUUUUUAACUGCUUGUUCAAUAAUCCAAACCAGAAGAAGAAGCAGCUCCUGUUUUAGUAGCUUCCAUGCAGUGAAAUGCACAGCUCUAUUUAUUUAUGUACUUUAAAUUUGUCUUAUGAAUCAUUGUUACGUUUUAUUUUUUUUAAGUGUUAUCCCUGGUUUUUUGUUAAUUGCAGAACUAGUAGCAACUGUGUAAAUAUGCAGAUCCGGUCAUCAGCGUCUCCUCAUCUCCGCGUGACAUCCUUAGACCCCCUCCUCUUUCUGAGCCCUGAAGGUGCCGACG
Molecule: messenger RNA, 2598 nt
Organism: Etheostoma spectabile (orangethroat darter)
Lineage: Eukaryota; Metazoa; Chordata; Actinopteri; Perciformes; Percidae
Product: single-stranded DNA-binding protein 3
Exons: 18
Coding region: 208-1359 (383 amino acids)
Biological process (GO): positive regulation of transcription by RNA polymerase II
Cellular component (GO): nucleus
Molecular function (GO): single-stranded DNA binding; protein binding
Source: RefSeq, a predicted model, not a curated record